Messenger RNA from Momordica charantia (bitter melon), 1884 nucleotides. RefSeq names its product transmembrane protein, putative (DUF247). The record is from RefSeq and is a predicted model, not a curated record. Lineage: Eukaryota; Viridiplantae; Streptophyta; Magnoliopsida; Cucurbitales; Cucurbitaceae.
AGAUGGUAAAACACAGAAAAGUAAUUAAAAGAAGAAGCGGGAGAAACGAUUAAGACUUACAUGGUUAGAAACGCUCGCACUUUCUCUAAUUAAACUCUUCUUCUGCAAACUCCCUCUCCACAUUAAUGCCGGAAAACGAAGAACGCAACCCAGAAGGGAAAACAAAAACCUUCUUCUUCACCCACCCAAACCCAUCAUGGAAGAACACUUCCUCUUCACCUGCAGUCGACAAUGGCGUCCAAUUCUUCCUCAUCCAACUUCGACGAGAUCAGGUGGGUAGUUCGAAUCCGACGGACCCUCGAUGAAGAACUCGAGGACGACGAUGGGAUUCCGGUAGCAAUUUUCAAGGUCCCCAGAUCGUUAAUGGCGUCCGAUCCAGAUUCCUACACUCCGCAGUUGGUCGCUUUGGGUCCUUACCAUUGUUGGCGUCCGGAGCUCCAUGAGAUGGAGAGAUUCAAGCUCUCUGCCGCAAAAAGAGCCAAAAGAUUCAGCCCUAGAGACCUCCAGUUUCACGAUCUCGUCGAACAACUGACAAGGCUCGAGCAGAAGAUUCGAGCGUCUUAUCACAGUUACUUGGAUUUUAAUGGCGAAACUUUGGCCUGGAUGAUGGCCAUUGACGCAUCCUUCUUGCUCGAGUUUCUUCAUAUCUGCGCCGUCCAACUGGGGAAAAUGAAGAUUCUCCGGCGAGUGUCCUCCAGAAUGUCGCAUUUGGUCGAUUACGCCGGGACGAAGCCGGCGCAUAACGCCGUUCUGGGAGACAUAAUAAUGCUAGAAAAUCAGAUCCCGUUGUUCGUAUUGAGGAAGAUGAUGGAAUUUCAAUCUGAAUCGUCGGAAAUCGCCGAUGAGAUUUUGCUCUCCAUGUUAAUCGGAUUGUUCAGAGAGGUUUCUCCUUUCAGUAAUCUCACGGAGGACGUUCCAGAGAUUCAAAUUUCAGAUUGCGCUCAUUUGCUGGACUUUUUAUACCAAAUGACCACGCCCAAAUCGAUAGAAUCAUCAGAAAUAAUCGAAAUCCACGAAGAAAUCGAACAACCUCCCCAAAUUUCAAGUUCCACAAAACGAUUCGCACACAGAUUGAAGCAUUACCUCUCCAAAUUAAUCAAAUCGUUAAUUCAUUUCACGAAACAAGCGAUCCAAUCCCAACCUGUGAAGACGGUCGCGCGGCUACCAUGGACGAUCCUCUCCACCAUCCCCGCAUUCGCAAUCUUAAAACAGCCGGCCGAGAUUCUCUUCUUCCGAGAUGAAGAAAUCCCCAAAGAAACAGAAUCUAAAAACCGUAACUCAAAUCACAACGCGAACAGACCGCCAUUGAUCGAGGAAAUAACAAUCCCUUCCGUCUCGGAACUCUCAAAAGCCGGAGUCCGAUUCUCACCCUCCGCCGGCGGAAUCUCAACGAUCACCUUCGACGCAAAAACCGCAACGCUCCACCUUCCGACGGCGAGGCUGGACGUGAACACACAAGUGACGCUGAGAAAUCUAGUGGCGUACGAAGCGUCGAGAGGAUCGGGCCCGCUGGUUUUCACUCGGUACACGGAAUUGAUGAACGGGAUCGUGGAUUCGGAGGAGGACGUGAGAUUGCUGAGAGAAGGAGGGGUGAUUCUGAACCAUCUGAAGAGCGACGAAGAGGCGGCAGCGAUGUGGAAUGGGAUGAGCAAAUCGAUCAGAUUGAGCAGAGUUUUGGCAUUGGAUAAGGUGAUCGAAGAAGUGAAUGAAUAUUACGAUGGAUUAUGGAGAGUGAAAAUGGGAAGAAUUGUGAAUGAAUAUGUUUAUAGCUCGUGGCCUUUGCUGGCUCUAAUGGCGGCCGCUUGGCUUCUCUUCUUGAUCGCUCUGCAAGUUUUUUGCUCUCUGUUUGGUUGUUUUCGCGCCCUUCAUCCCAAGCAUUCUUGA